UGGGAGCUCUGGUCUCUCCUUCCUGGUCCUGCUGGGCAGGGACCGUCCGUGUGGCUGUGGGAGGGCCCUGUGCCCAGGUGCCCCCGGCCUGACCCCAUGGCUCUGGUCACAGUGAGCCGCUCGCCCCCGGCCAGCGGCUGCUCCACGCCUGUGGGACCCACGCAGGACCAGGCCUCCAAGCGGAGAAGCAGGCUCCAGCGAAGGCAGAGCUUUGCAGUGCUCCAUGGGGCUGUCCUGGGACUGCAGGACGGAGGGGACAGUGGAGAUACAGCUGAGCCCAGCCCUGAGCCAGCAGAGGAACCCUCGGGUGAAGAGCAGCUCCACGGGGACCAGACAGACAACGGGCUUGGGCCCCAGAGUGCCCAGAAGCAGGAGCAGAGCCAGCACCUCCACCUCAUGGUGGAGCUGCUGAGGCCUCAGGACGACAUCCGCCUGGCAGCCCAGCUGGAGGCAGCACGGCCUCCUCGGCUCCGCUACCUGCUGGUAGUUUCCACAAGAGACCGUGUGAGCCAGGAUGAGACAGUCCUCCUGGGGGUGGACUUCCCUGAUAGCAGCUCCCCCAGCUGCACCCUGGGCCUGGUCUUGCCUCUUUGGAGUGAUACCCAGGUGUACCUAGAUGGAGAUGGGGGCUUCAGUGUGACGUCUGGUGGGCAGAACUGCAUCUUUAAGCCGAUUUCCAUCCAGACCAUGUGGGCUACACUCCAGGUAUUGCACCAGGCAUGUGAGGCGGCUCUAGGCAGUGGUCUUGUGCCAGGGGGCAGUGCCCUCACUUGGGCCAGCUACUAUCAAGACAGACUGAGCUCUGACCAGAGCUGUCUCAACGAGUGGAUGGCCAUGGCCGACCUGGAGUCUCUGCGGCCUCCCAGUGCUGAGCCUGGCCGGUCCUCGGAACAGGAGCAGAUGGAGCAGGCUAUCCAGGCCGAGCUGUGGAAGGUAUUGGACACCAGCGACCUGGAGAGCAUCACUUCCAAAGAGAUCCGCCAGGCCCUGGAGCUGCGCCUGGGCUGCCCUCUCCAACAGUACCGUGACUUCAUCGAUAACCAGAUGCUGCUGCUCAUGGCUCAGCGAGACCGGGCCUCCCGCAUCUUCCCCCACCUCUACCUGGGCUCAGAGUGGAAUGCAGCGAACCUGGAGGAGCUGCAGAGAAACAGGGUCAGCCACAUCUUGAACAUGGCCAGGGAGAUCGACAACUUCUACCCCGAGCGCUUCACCUACCACAACGUGCGCCUCUGGGAUGAGGAGUCCGCCCAGCUGCUGCCUCACUGGAAGGAGACGCACCGCUUUGUGGAGGCCGCAAGAGCGCAGGGCACCCGAGUGCUAGUCCACUGCAAGAUGGGCGUCAGCCGCUCAGCGGCCACGGUGGUAGCUUACGCCAUGAAGCAGUACGGCUGGAGCCUGGAGCAGGCUCUGCGCCACGUGCAGGAGCUCCGGCCCAUCGCCCGCCCCAACCCAGGCUUCCUGCGCCAGCUGCAGACCUACCAGGGCAUCCUAACUGCCAGCCGGCAGAGCCAUGUCUGGGAGCAGAAAGUGGUUGGGGCCUCCCCAGAGGAGUCCCUGGCCCCCGAGGUCUCUACACCGUUCCCACCUCUUCCACCAGAACCCGGGGGCAGUGGGGAGGUGAUGGCUAUGGGGUUGGAGGAGAGCCAGGCAUCCCCAAAAGAAGAGCCUGGGCCAAGACCCCGCAUCAACCUCCGCGGGGUCAUGAGGUCCAUCAGCCUCCUGGAGCCCCCCUCAGAGCUGGAAAGCGCCUCAGGAGCUGGUGACCUGCCAGAGGUUUUCUCUUCAAACGAAUCUUCAGAUGAAGACCCUCCACAGCCCUACCCUCAGGUCUCAAAGGCCAAGGAAGGCCGGCGGGUCCGCAAGGGGCCUUGGCCUGCCCUGAAGUCACGCCAGUCUGUGGUUGCCCUCAAUAGCGCCGCCCUGGUGGCCAGCCGGACUCGGGCCUUCCAGGAGCAGGAGCAGGAGCAGGAGCAGAGGGAGGCUGGCUAUUCCUCCACACCCAGGCUCAGGAAGGUGGUGAGGCAGGCCAGCGUGGAUGGCAGUGGGGAGGAGGGUGAGGCCUGAGUCCUCACACAUCCCUUAGACACAAAUAGAACACAGCUCCUGGGAUGAGCACCCCUCACUCCUGUCAGCCUGUCCACACUCCUCUUAGCUCCUCCCCAGGAGGCUCCAGGCCUCCAUCACUACAGCCUCAGCUCCUACAGCCUUAAGUCUCAGAUCCAUGUCCACCUGUCCAAGGGCUCAAGACUUUCUCUGUAAUUGGGGAUAUGGUAGAGAGACUGAAGGUGUUUUGGGGGGCAUUCUUAACCAAUGCCUGAAACACUUGCAGCCAUGGAAUAAAACAGAGUUUCCCAGUGCUCCCUCCCUCACCAUUCCUGCCUGCCUUAUCCCUACCCCACUUUCUUUCCUGGGGCCCUCUAGGCCAGAGAACCAGUGAUCCCCAAAGGUCUAGAAUAACCUCAGCCCUCAGUCCUCAGUCCCUAGUCCUGGGAGGCUCUGAAGAGCAGAGAGCUGGGCCCUCUGAUGGGGCUGGCAGGUUGGCCUCCCUCACAUACCCUACAGCCAGCUGGAGUCUUUUUGCUGGAGUCUCCCCCCACUUCUCUCCAUGGCAAGGCCCUGGGACACUGGGUACCAGGCCAAAGAGAGUUUUCUUUUUGUCUUUCACAGCCUCUGGCCAGUUUUUCAUAGUCUUAACAGUAUCUGGCUUUGUACUUAGAAAUAAAAAAUUUUCAUAUUA
This is a messenger RNA of Miniopterus natalensis, 2737 nucleotides long. Lineage: Eukaryota; Metazoa; Chordata; Mammalia; Chiroptera; Miniopteridae. The record is from RefSeq and is a predicted model, not a curated record.